AUGGCUUCCACACCAAUACGUAGACUUUGUCAUUGGGGUCCAAUCUCAGUUUUAGGCAUCAUAAAGCUUAUUACUUGGGCUAUGGUGAACUUCUUGGGUAUAUGGUGGCCGCCACACGCAUCUAUUGGAGGGGCAUUCAAUGCCGUGGUGUUUUUAGCAUUUGCUGCAGCUACAUUAUAUUAUUUUCUUCAGUCAUUGCUUGAAGGACCUGGUUUUGUUCCUGUUGGUUGGAAACCAGAAAACGAGGCAGAUGCAGAGUAUUUACAAUUUUGCACAAUAUGUAACAGUUACAAAGCUCCUAGGUCUCAUCAUUGUAAAAAAUGUGGUCAGUGUGUGCUCAAAAUGGACCACCAUUGCCCUUGGAUCAACUGCUGUGUGGGCCACGCUAAUCAUUGCUACUUUACGACAUUCCUCAUGUGUGCUGUUAUUGGUUGCUCCAUGGCUUCAGUGGAGUUAUCAAUAUGCAUGUACUAUGCUAUAACACGAGCGCGUUUAGGAGCCACCGGAGCGCGACUCCUCAUGCCAUUGGGUAUGGUACUUCUCACUCUGUUGGCAAUCGGCAUGGCUGUUGGAGUUGUGCUCGCUGUGGGCGCAUUGUUCUAUUUCCAGGUUCGCGGUAUUCUUCGCAAUCGCACAACAAUAGAAGACUGGAUAGUGGAGAAGGCUACGGGGCGUCGUGCUGAGCAAGGGCUGCCUCCGUUCAUAUUCCCCUAUGACUUGGGGUGGCGACGAAACGUGGAUAUGCUGCUCGGAGCCAAACACGACGGCAUCAAGUGGCCUAUCAGGCCUGACUGCGGGCAGUACGACUUAACUCGGGAGCAGCAGGCCCAGAAGUUGGAGAAGCGCCUUCGUUCCCGCGUGUACCGCAUCAGCGAGCCGUACUCCGGUUGGUGGCUGCCUAUACUCACAUACCCGAAGGCUGCCUUCAACGCACCCUGCACUGAUGAGCAUAGACUGGUGUUGAAGCCUGGAGACACGGUGCGAGUCACUAGGCAACGAAGACAUUGGCUGUUCGGGGAACAAGUAUGCGAGGGGGGGAACCGCGCGCCUCGUGGUUGGUUCCCGCGCGACGCCGCCAUUCCUGCGCAUGCGCAUGCCGCGUGA
This is a messenger RNA of Chilo suppressalis (striped riceborer), 1104 nucleotides long. Lineage: Eukaryota; Metazoa; Arthropoda; Insecta; Lepidoptera; Crambidae. The record is from the annotation of a GenBank genome assembly.